GGGUUUACUCUUUUAACCGUGGUUCCUCCCUGCCCUGACAAGCUAGCACAGAAGUGAACCCCAAUUGUCUCUCUCAUCAACUCCCCAAUUCCCGCCUUUAAAUUUCUCUCUUCUCCAUACCAAAAAGCUAGCCACAGUCGACAGAGAUUGAUUUUGAUUGAGAUAUCAAAUGGGUAAGAAGAAGAAGAAGAAGAUAUCCAAGAAAACCAGUGAUCAUAAGCAGAUUAUACCAGCAGCAAGUGGUUCGAAAACCCAACAAAAUCCGAAUCACAAGAAAAGGGUUAGUUGUCGGCCUCGGGUAGUCUUUGACGAAGAAAGGCCAACUAGCAGCGAAGGAAUGUUGCCGUCGCAAUUUUAUCUCAAAACCGUGCAUUCCGAAACGGAUCAGAGCGUUAGUUUGCCAAGCAGUGCCAGAAGUAGCGAAAAUGCGACGUAUGCUUCCAUCGGAGUAAUGUACCGCACUUUGGGGGUGGAGAAAGUUGUAUUUAUCCGUCAAAAGAGCAGGAGAAACAUCACUGAGGCCAUGCACAUCCUACAACGCACGCCGGCUUUCCGGGACCAACUGGAGUCAGAGGACUGUCAAUUGUACUUCUGGGCCAUUGAAGUGCUUGCGCAAAACCCGAUAAAGAUUGAUAUUUUCUGCGCGCUGCCGACCAAUUCGGAGAGGAUGGAGUGGCUAGCGACUGAGCACGAAGCCGAGAUCCUUCGGUGCAGAAUGUCCAAUGCCUCUCCGAGUCUUCGUGAUCCCCCUCCCUGUUUUCCUCCUCCCCCGUAUGAGUAGUCUAAUUCUAGGAUUUGAAAUCUGUGUGAUGGCCACUGUUUUCCCCCUAUCGCUUCUUCGGUUCUGUUAAACAGUUGGUGCUUGUUUGUUUUAAAGGCAGUUUGCUGCUACGUUGGCCGGUUUGAUUUUUGGAUUAACUGCUGCGUUCGGGAAGUGUUGAAUUUCGAUUGCUUGGGGGUUAAUGUUAUGGGUUCUUCGUUCAAUCUCGAAACGGUAAACUUCGGCUUACCUAUGUAUGUUUAACCAUUCUCAGUUUUUGUGUUUCCAGUUAAUUGCUCUGUUUAUAAUACGGAUAGUUAAUAACGUGCUAAUGUGAUAUAUUAUUCUUUUCGUA
This is a messenger RNA of Rhododendron vialii, 1115 nucleotides long. RefSeq lists its product as uncharacterized. The transcript has 2 exons. The record is from RefSeq and is a predicted model, not a curated record. NCBI's taxonomy places the organism in Eukaryota, Viridiplantae, Streptophyta, Magnoliopsida, Ericales, Ericaceae. The coding region runs from base 170 to 781 and encodes 203 amino acids.